UUACCAUUCUUUGUGGUAGCAAAUGAGGCAUGGGCUCAUUUUUCCUAUUUGGAGCUCGCGGAUCCAAAUUUUGGAAAACCCGGACCUAUUCACGUCAUCAUUGGCGCAGACUCGUACGGACAAAUUCUUAAACCCGAAUUAUUAAAAAGUAAUUCAUCACCGCUCAUUGCACAAUCAACGUUAUUCGGUUGGGUGAUAUCUGGGCCCGUCACUUCAAAUACUGAUGAUCAUAAUGGAAGAGUCUAUCAUUGUACGAUCGAUCGCGAUCUGCAGGAUCUCUUAGCGAGAUUUUGGAAGCAAGAAGAAAUUCCUGAAUCUAACGCAAAAGGUCUAAGCAAUGAAGAAGAUAAUUGCGAAAAACACUUCCUUUCCACCUUUUCUCGAGAUCAGAGCGGUCGAUAUAUGGUCCGACUUCCGCUUAAAUCUCCUGCAACGUUGCUAGGGGAUUCUUCUUCUACCGUACUUCGGUGCCUAUCUCGACUUAAUCAAAAAUUCGAAAAACAACCCUCGUUUUGUGAAUUAUAUAAGAAUUUCUUGCAAGAAUACCUAACGUUAGGUCACAUGACUCCAGCAGUGGAACCUGAAGUCAGAGAUAAUCCCAUGGUCUACUUACCUCACCAUGGUGUACUGCGUGAUGACAGCCCGACAACCAAAUUGCGGGUAGUGUUCAAUGGAUCAAGUCCUACCAGUAGUGGUGUGUCACUCAACGAUAUCCUAUAUUCAGGAGCGAAAUUACAAUCAGAUUUGUCUGACGUAUUGCUGUGGUUUCGAUCCCAUAAGUAUGUCUUUUCAUCUGAUAUCACUAAAAUGUACCGACAAAUAUUAAUCCACCCUAGCGAUCACAAUCUCCAACGAAUUUUCUGGUACGAUUCCCAGAAUCAGUUAUGCUCAUAUUGCCUAACAACUGUGACUUAUGGAUUAAGCUGUGCACCCUUUUUAGCUCUUCGCGUUAUACAACAACUUAUUAUAGACGAAGGGCAUCGUUUUCCCAAGGCUAUACCCUCGCUAGUUAGGGGACCAUAUGUAGAUGAUAUCUUUGGAGGUGCUGAAUCUAUUGACGAAACGAUGGAAAUAAUCAUUCAGGUAACGCAGCUUUGCAACGCAGGUGGUUUUCCCUUACAGAAAUGGCAUAGCAAUUGUCCUGAUUUGUUAGUUAACAUGUCCACUACUCAAAAAAUAGCACAACUAUACGACCCCUUGGGUUUCAUGGCGCCCAUUGUAAUUAGCGCAAAGAUAUUUAUUCAGAGUCUUUGGUUAAUCAAGAUAGAUUGGGAUACACCAUUACCUUCUAAUCUACAGGAUCGAUGGUAUAGUUGGAAGCAGCAAUUACAGGCUAUUAUCUCCAUCCAAUUACAUGGAUUUUCCGACGCAUCUCAGCUUGCUAUGGCAGCGGUAGUAUAUGUCAGAGUCGAAACGCCUGACUUUGAGAUCAGAGUUAAUAUUGUUUGUGCCAAAACAAAGGUAGCGCCCUUGAAAAAAUUAACUAUCCCACGACUUGAAUUGAAUGCCGCAUUAAUGUUAUCGCGUCUCAUGACCACUGUGCAAACCGCAUUAGCUUUAGAAGACAAGCCAAUUUUUAUGUGGACGGACUCGUCCGUAGUUCUUACGUGGGUUACUUCUCAUCCCGCCAAAUGGAAAGAUUAUGUUCGUAAUCGAGUUUCAACAAUCCAGGAUAUGCUGCCUUCCGCUUCGUGGCAAUUCGUUUCCGGUAAGGAAAACCCUGCAGACUGCGCAACCAGAGGUCUAAGUGCACAAGAUCUUGAACGACACCGCUUCUGGUGGUCCGGUCCGUCUUGGCUUCGUCAGAAGUUGAUCAAUUGGCCCAAGAUAAAAUCCAAUCCCUCUGCUAGCGUAAAUUUGGAAGAAAGUCCCAAUCAGGUACUCGUUACAAUACCUUGCACUAAAAUAGCUCCUUGGAAUCUACUAGAACGCUACUCUUCUUAUACGAAACUUUUACGAAUUACCGCAAUAUGUAAGCGUGCUGCUGAUCGUUUUCGGAGGUUGUCGUCGGAAUCGAUUAUGUUGCCUCUGACUCCACAAGAGUUACUACAAUGUCGUUACUUUUGGAUACGCCAAAUACAAAAAGGUCAUUUUCAUCACGACAUCAAGAUAUUAGAGAGAGGUGGGAGUUUACCGAAGUCAAGCCCCUUGAUUCGGCUUACUCCAUUCAUCGAUGAACUUGGACUUCUUCGUGUUGGCGGGCGACUCCAGCAUGCAAAUUUGAACGCCGAUGCAAAACAUCCAUUUUUGCUUCCAAAACAAUCACCUCUUACAAGAUUAAUUAUUGCUGAUGCCCAUCUCCAAACUCUACACGGUGGCACUCAAAUUACUUUAGCGCAUACCCGUCAACAAUAUUGGAUAUUAGGCGGGAGAAUCCCGGUUCGAUCAUUUAUCCUUAAAUGCGUAACAUGUGCUCGAUACCGUCAGACUCAAGUUAAACAGUUGAUGGGUCAACUGCCCUUGUCAAGGGUUACUCCAUCUCGUCCCUUCUCAACAACCGGAGUGGAUUACGCAGGUCCUAUAACGAUAAAAACGUGGCGAGGGCGAGCCGCGAAAACCUACAAAGGUUAUUUAGCUAUUUUUGUUUGCUUUUCCACCUCCGCUGUUCAUAUCGAAAUUGUCACCGAUUACACUACAGAAGCAUUCAUUGCAGCUUACAAAAGAUUUACAGCUCGUCGAGGAAUCUGUACAACUUUACAAAGUGAUAACGGGACAAACUUUGUCGGCGCUGAUCACGAAUUAAGACGUCGUUUCCAGUCAGCUUCAAAGGAAUUGAAAGAGUUAGCAUCACUCCUAGCUGAUCUUGGGACAGAGUGGCGUUUCAUUCCUGCAGCCGCUCCUCACUUUGGAGGUAAAUGGGAAGCUGCAGUAAAAUCAACUAAAUAUCAUCUUCGUCGUAUGAUAGGUGACUCAAUACUUACCUACGAAGAGCUUUCAACUCUCACCACUCAAAUCGAAGCGAUUUUGAACUCUAGACUUCUCUGUCCAUUGUCUGAAGACGUAGAAGAUUUUUCUGUGCUAACCCCUGGACAUUUUAUCCUUGGCGACGCUCCUAAUGUACUUCCCGAACCAAACCUUAUCGAUCAGCCUAAUUCUCGCCUAACAAGAUGGCAACUUAUUCGUCAAAAGGUGGAGCACUUUUGGAAACGAUGGAAAACUGAAUGCCUCCAACGUUAUCAAGCUAUCCUAAAGUGGCACCAUCCAUCGACUCAACUGAAAAAAGGAUCUUUAGUCUUGAUAGCAGAUGAGCGCUAUCCUCCAGCCAAAUGGCCAUUAGCUCGAAUACAACAAUUGCAUCCUGGCGAAGAUGGAUUGACGAGAGUCGUCACAUUGCGAACGGCCACCUCCACUCUCAAGCGACCUGUCACCAAACUGUUCCUCCUGCCCGUCAAAUAA
Messenger RNA from Trachymyrmex cornetzi, 3396 nucleotides. RefSeq lists its product as uncharacterized. The transcript is spliced from 3 exons. The annotation marks the transcript as partial. Gene Ontology annotation, molecular function: nucleic acid binding. Gene Ontology annotation, biological process: DNA integration. The record is from RefSeq and is a predicted model, not a curated record. NCBI's taxonomy places the organism in Eukaryota, Metazoa, Arthropoda, Insecta, Hymenoptera, Formicidae.